Messenger RNA from Chelonoidis abingdonii (Abingdon island giant tortoise), 3333 nucleotides. NCBI's taxonomy places the organism in Eukaryota, Metazoa, Chordata, Testudines, Testudinidae. The record is from RefSeq and is a predicted model, not a curated record.
CCUCAGCGUGCGCUACCACAUCUACGCGCCCGCGGAGGGCGGCGCCGACGCGGCCCUGCACUUCCUGCGGGCCAGCGCGCGGGUCAUCUACAUCUGCGGCCCCCUGGAGAUGCUGCACCAGAUUAUGAGGCUGGCCCAGCGGGAGAGCCUGACCAACGGCGACUACGUCUUCUUCUAUGUGGACGUGUUUGGGGACAGCCUGCGUGCCAGUGCCACCCGCGACGCCUUGAAACCCUGGCAGAACAAACAGAGUCAGGACGUGGGCCUGCGUCAGGCCUUCCAGACGGUGCUGGUGAUCACCUACCAUGAACCCCAGAACCCUGAGUACCAGCACUUCCAGACCCAGCUGAUCCUGCGAGCCAAGGAGGAGUUCAAGGUGGAGCUCGGCUACUCGCUGAUGAACCUGGUGGCCGGCUGCUUCUACGACGGCGUGCUGCUCUACGCCAUGGCGCUGAACGAGACGCUGGCUGAGGGCGGCUCCAAGAAGGAUGGCACCCGCAUCGUGCAGAAGAUGCGGGACCGGAAGUUCCAGGGGGUCACCGGACUGGUGAGCAUGGACAGCAACAACGACCGGGACACGGACUUCAGUCUGUGGGUGAUGGGUGACCCCGAGAAUGGGGAAUAUGAGGUGGCAGGGCACUACGCCGGGGCGGAGAAGAAGCUGAACUGGCUGGGGAGGCCCAUUCAAUGGGUGAAGGGGGCGCCCCCCCCCGACAACCCCCCCUGCGUCUUCGAUGUGGAUGACCCCGCCUGUGAUAAAACCCCACUCUCCACGCUGGCCAUCGUGGCGCUGGGCACUGGCCUCACCUUUGUCAUGUUUGGAAUCUCCAGCUUCCUGAUUUUCAGGAAGCUGAUGCUGGAGAAGGAGCUGGCCAGUAUGUUGUGGCGGAUCCGCUGGGAUGAGCUGCAGUUUGGGAACACCGAGCGCUACUACAAGGGGGCAGGCAGCCGGCUCACCCUGUCGCUGCGUGGCUCCAGCUACGGCUCCCUGAUGACGGCCCAGGGCAAGUACCAGAUCUUCGCCAACACUGGCCACUUCAAGAUGAGGGACAUCCAGUUCAACCACCUGACCAGGUUCAUCGGUGCCUGCAUCGACCCGCCUAACGUGUGCAUCGUGACGGAGUACUGCCCGCGGGGCAGCCUGCAGGACAUCCUGGAGAAUGAGAGCAUCAACCUGGACUGGAUGUUCCGCUACUCGCUCAUCAAUGACAUUGUGAAGGGAAUGGUCUUUCUGCACAACAGCAUCAUUGGGCACCAUGGCAGCCUCAAGUCCUCCAACUGCGUGGUGGACAGUCGCUUCGUGCUCAAGAUCACGGACUACGGGCUGGCCAGCUUCCGCUCCAGCUGCGAUGCCGAGGACAGCCACGCUCUGUAUGCCAAGAAGCUGUGGACGGCCCCAGAGCUGCUGCAGCAGGGGCGCCUGCCCCUCCCAGGGAUGCAGAAGGCUGAUGUGUACAGCUUCAGCAUCAUCCUGCAGGAGAUCGCCCUGCGCAACGGGCCCUUCUACAUCGAGGGCAUGGACCUGAGCCCCAAGGAGAUCGUGCAGAAGGUGCGGAACAGCCAGAAGCCGUUCUUCCGGCCCUCCAUCGAUAUGGGGCUGCACAGCGAGGAGCUAGCCGUGCUCAUGGAACGCUGCUGGGCGCAGGAGCCCGCCGAGCGCCCCGACUUCAGCCAGAUCAAGAUCUUCAUCCGCAGAUUCAACAAGGAAGGCAGCACCAGCAUCCUGGACAACCUGCUGUCGCGCAUGGAGCAGUACGCCAACAACCUGGAGAAGCUGGUGGAGGAGAGGACGCAGGCCUACCUGGAGGAGAAGCGCAAGGCCGAGAACCUGCUCUACCAGAUCCUGCCCCACUCCGUGGCCGAGCAGCUGAAGCGUGGGGAGACGGUGCGGGCCGAGGCCUUCGACAACGUCACCAUCUACUUCAGCGACAUUGUGGGGUUCACAGCCCUGUCGGCUGAGAGCACUCCCAUGCAGGUGGUGACCCUGCUGAACGAUCUCUACACCUGCUUCGACGCCAUCAUCGAUAACUUUGACGUGUACAAGGUGGAGACGAUUGGAGACGCCUACAUGGUGGUGUCGGGGCUGCCGGUGCGGAACGGGAAACUGCACGCCAAUGAGAUCGUCCGCAUGGCGCUAGCGCUGCUGGAGGCUGUGAAAACCUUCAAAAUCCGACAUCGGCCCAACGACCAGCUCCGGCUGCGCAUUGGCAUCCACACCGGUCCUGUCUGUGCCGGGGUCGUAGGGCUGAAGAUGCCCCGGUACUGCCUGUUUGGGGACACAGUGAACACAGCCUCGCGGAUGGAGUCCAACGGGCAGGCACUGAAGAUCCACAUCUCAUCCACCACCAAGGAGGUCCUGGACGAGUUCGGCUGCUUUGAGCUGGAGCUCCGAGGUGACGUGGAAAUCAAGGGGAAAGGGAAGAUGCGGACAUACUGGCUGCUGGGCGAGCGGACAGACGACAGCAUCAUCUGAGGCCAGCCCUGGGCUGACUUGGGCUCUGCAGUGAGCGGGGCUCCGUCGCUGAGCUCCGCGCGCAGGAGGCUGCGCUCCAUCUCCGAGCACCACUCCCCAGCCACGGCAGGGAGCGCCCGGCACGCAGGCUCUGCCUCCGGACUGCAGGCCCCAACCGAACCGGCCGAACAGUGGGGCCCUGCUCUGCUGGCAGACACACAGGGCUGGCACUCAGCCGAGGCGCCCUGUGCACGGUGAGCCGUGCUGCCCACCCAGCCCUGCCCGCCCCAGCUGCCGUCUCCUUCCACUCAGCCUCCGAGUCCAGGGCCUGGUGGGGAUGGCGGGAGCCUGCCAGGCCCUGACUGGUGCCGGCACAACCCCACUGCACUCCUUGGAGCCUGGCUGUACCCUGUGCCAGGGAGGGGCUGGCGGGGCCCUGGGCACCGCCUGAGAACGAGCCCCGGGGCCCUGAGUCUCUGUAACCCGUGAUCCCCUCUCCAGGCUCGGCUGGCUCUGAGCCCCUCAGCCUCUCCACCCCUGGGCCCAGCUGGCUCUGAGCCCGUCCCCCCAGGGGCCUGGCUGCUCCCCCAUGGCACUUGGCCUUCUCUCCACUACUCAGCGCCCUCCCCCGAGGUGAGCGAGCUGGGGCUUCUGCCAGGGCUGGCCCUCAGCUGGGGUGGGGGCAGCUCCCUCCCCCACUGUCCUGUGGCCUGGUUCACACAAGCACGAUGCAGCUGCUCACGCCUUCCCUUGCCCUGUAACUACCCAGAGAGCUGGGCCAACACCCACACCCUGGCAGUGCCCACAUCCUCCCCCGGGUGUGAAUACAGGGCUCAAACCGUGCACACGACUGUGUUGAAAUACAGACUUCCUGAACCGGA